Molecule: messenger RNA, 1628 nt
Organism: Rhinichthys klamathensis goyatoka
Lineage: Eukaryota; Metazoa; Chordata; Actinopteri; Cypriniformes; Leuciscidae
Gene: ehf
Product: ets homologous factor
Exons: 9
Coding region: 186-1055 (289 amino acids)
Biological process (GO): regulation of transcription by RNA polymerase II; cell differentiation
Cellular component (GO): nucleus
Molecular function (GO): DNA-binding transcription factor activity, RNA polymerase II-specific; sequence-specific DNA binding
Source: RefSeq, a predicted model, not a curated record
CACACUCCGUCACAGAAUUUGGCAGGCCUAAACUUUGUCACAGGUACACAACGCAGUCUCUCCAUUAAACUCAAAUCUUCUCUCCCAUACAGACGCUGAAAACUUUAGAGAGAGAAGAAAAAGACAUUUAACUUUCUACAAGUAGCAGUCCAUCUGGAUCACAUUCAUCAUCUCUGCACUGGAUCAUGGUCAUUCAGGCCAGCGGUGUCAUGAGUAUCCCCGCUACUGUGAGUAUCGACAACCAGCUACCUGCUUCAUGGAUGGCCCACUACAACUGUGCUGAUGUUUCCAUGGUAACAUCCGGUUACACAAGCCGGCUCUGGUCUCAGGAUCAUCACCCACAGAACUGGACCAAGUACCAGGUGUGGGAAUGGCUCCAACAGAUGCUGGACAUGCACCAAAUUGAUGCCACCAGCAUUCCCUUCCAGAACUUUGACUUUGACGGGAGGCAAUUGUGCAACAUGAGCUUCCAAGACUUCACCCGGGCGGCCGGAUCCGUAGGUUCUAUACUUUUCCAGAGCCUGACUGACCUCAAGUGGAACGGUCAGUAUGGUCAAACAGAUAUGUUUAUACCAGGGGACAUUAAAACAGAAAUAGAUGCAGAUUUCCCAUGUUCAAUCCUCCCCUUCAAGGAAGAACCCAGCUUUUACAGCCCUUCAGAACUGUUUGAUAUCAAAAGCUCAUUCCAGCCCAACAUCACACUGACCUCACCGGCUCCCUCAAGCCCAGAUCCCAAACGGUCACAAGUCAAAAGACACAACCCUCGUGGGACGCACCUGUGGGAGUUCAUCCGAGACAUUCUCCUGAACCCCGAGCGUAACCCUGGCCUAAUCAAAUGGGAGGAUCGCUCCGAAGGGGUUUUCCGCUUUCUUAAGUCGGAAGCUGUGGCUCAGCUUUGGGGCAAGAAGAAAAAUAACAGCAGUAUGACCUACGAGAAACUCAGUCGAGCCAUGAGGUAUUAUUAUAAACGAGAGAUCCUGGAACGGGUGGAUGGACGUAGACUUGUCUAUAAGUUUGGCCGAAACGCUCGAGGCUGGAGAGAGUCUGAGAAGUGAAGGACUUUGUCUUCACAUGUAGCUUUCAAGUGAAACUCUUAUUUAUAAUAUUAUGGCCAUUCUUUAUAUUUGUUUUUUUUUUAAGAAAUGGGACUAUGAUGUUGUGUUUAUAAUAACUGUGUACUCGUCUGUCACCUUGUUGCUGUUAUUUGACUAUUUUUAGAUGCUCUUUAACACUUUGUUUACAUUAAAAAUAUACCAAUGUUUUUUUAUGAAUUUGAAUUUAAAGCGUAACAGUUUUGAAUAUUUACUGUGAAAAGCUAUUUAACCGGCUUUUGAAAAUGAGAAAUAUCCCGAGGACGACUCCAGUUUGGCUUUUAAAUGGCUUAAUUUGUCUUGAAUGUAAGUAGAAUGAACUCCCUGAGUAGACUUUUACCAUAGUAAAACAGCAAAGGAGUUGAAAUGAAGGACUAAACUGGAAAAAAGCACUAACAAUUGCAGGUUGUGGUCUUUAUUGAUAUGACUGUCAAUACACAUCAUGAACCACAAAAAUACACAAUUUCAAGUUUUUAUUAAUGCUUGUAUAUAGACUGUGCAUUUUGCAAUUAAACACUAAUAAAACAAUUUUUUAAA